Molecule: messenger RNA, 2389 nt
Organism: Triplophysa rosa
Lineage: Eukaryota; Metazoa; Chordata; Actinopteri; Cypriniformes; Nemacheilidae
Gene: rnf2
Product: ring finger protein 2
Exons: 7
Coding region: 87-1097 (336 amino acids)
Cellular component (GO): ubiquitin ligase complex; PcG protein complex
Molecular function (GO): chromatin binding; ubiquitin protein ligase activity
Source: RefSeq, a predicted model, not a curated record
UCCGCCAUAUUGAGCUCUCGAGAACGCGCUGGUGAAGCGACAGUAUCAACAACACUGAAUUAAGUGAAGGAUACAAAUACAUAAGCAUGACACAGACAGUCCAAACGAAUGGGAUUCAACCCCUCAGCAAGACCUGGGAGCUCAGUCUCUAUGAAUUGCAGAGAACACCACAGGAGGCCAUCACGGAUGGUCUGGAAAUAGCUGUGUCCCCACGCAGCUUGCACAGCGAGCUCAUGUGUCCCAUCUGCCUGGAUAUGCUGAAGAACACCAUGACCACCAAGGAGUGCCUGCACCGCUUCUGUGCUGACUGCAUUAUCACAGCUCUCAGAUCAGGAAAUAAGGAGUGUCCAACGUGCAGGAAGAAACUGGUGUCCAAGCGCUCGCUCCGUCCAGACCCUAACUUUGACGCCCUGAUCAGUAAGAUUUAUCCUAGCAGAGACGAAUACGAGGCCCAUCAGGAGAGAGUGCUGGCCCGCAUCAGCAAGCACAACAACCGACAGGCGCUCAGCCACAGUAUUGAAGAAGGCCUUAAGAUCCAAGCCAUGAACAGACUUCAACGGGGAAAGAAGCACCAGAUCGAAAAUGGCAGCGGGGCGGAAGACAAUGGGGACAGCUCACACUGCAGUAACGCAUCAGUGCACAGUAACCAGGAGGCUGGGCCCAGCAUCAAACGAACCAAAACUUCAGACGACUCUGGUCUUGACAUGGACAAUGCCACAGAAAAUGGAGGAGGAGACAUGGCGCUUGAUGGGGCCAGUGAGAUAGAGCUGGUUUUUCGUCCUCACCCAACGCUCAUGGAGAAAGAAGAUGCCGCACUGACACGGUACAUCAAGACUUCAGGGAACGCGACAGUGGAUCACCUCUCCAAAUAUCUGGCCGUCAGACUGGCUCUCGAGGAAAUGCGCAAGUGCGAAGAGGCAAGCCCUAUUAAUGUAGAGGCCGCCAGUGAAAAACAGUAUACCAUCUACAUUCCCACAGCCAGCAACCAGUUCACAGUCUUGAAUGGUUCCUUCUCACUGGAGCUGGUGAGCGAGAAGUACUGGAAAGUUAACAAGCCUAUGGAGUUGUACUUCGCCCCAACAAAAGAGCACAAAUGAAUACAUCAAGACACAAGGGCCUAGACAGGCCCAGUGCAGACUGAUGGUUUAUUCUCUCCUUCGUUAUAUCCUCUCACUGUUCCUCCUUGUCUGGAGUUUAGUCUCUGGAGCCUUGACUCUUCAAUAACUGUGGCUGCUCUGAUUUGUUUAUAUUUGUCUUUUUGUAUGAAAAUUAGACAAGGGUUGAUUAAUGGGAAUGGGUGGGAAAGCCAUGAGAGUCAAACCAGUUUUUGGAUUUGUUUUUCUCCCCUCAUGUUUCAGUUGACACCAUCAUUGUCACAUGUUCAGCCCUGUUUGAGUCGAGGACUUUGAAAUUGCCUUUAACAAGCCAAAAUGUUAGUCUGCAAAAUGGAUUCUGCAACUGUAAUGCCAAUAGUUUGAGAAGUCAAAUAGGAUGCUUCACAAAAGACUGUCAGAAGGUGGCCUUCGUAGCCAGCGGUGGUGUCCUUAAAGGGAUCCUUCAUCCAAAAAGGAAAAUUCUGUUCAACUCACCUUCAAGUUGUUUCAAAUCUGUAUACAUUUCUUUGUUCUGAUGAACACAGAAAGAUAUUUGUGAGAAUGCUUAUAACCAGACAGAUUUAGCCCCUCAUUGACUACCAUAGUAGGAAAGUCAAUGGGGGGAAAGAUCUGUUUGGUUAUAAGCAUUCUUCCAAGCAUCUUUCUCUGUGUUCAUCCGAACAAAGAAAUUUAUACAAUUUUGGAACAACUCGAAGGUGAGUAAAUGAUGACAGAAUUUUCAUCUUUGGGUGAAGUAUUCCUUUAAACAUCAAACCACACCAAUGACAUUUAUGAAGCUGUAUUAAAUUUUAAGUGUGUUUUUUUGGACUAACACGAUUGCAUUUUGUCACUCUGUACAACUAGUGUGUGUCCAGAUAAUGUGAUGGCAUAUAUCACAUGACUCUUGUCAUGUCACUAGUCUGUACUACUGUGUUGGUCAAGUGAAAUAUGUCCGAUGCUUUGGGGAUUGUACAAACAUCACUUUAUAGUAACUACAUGGAAAAUGUAUAUCGACACGGUUGUUACAGCUAUUACAGUACUUUUACAAAAGAUAUAAGAUGGCAGUUGUACUUCAAGAUGAACCCAGUUUUUGAUAGUCGCAUUUCAUAGAAGCUUCGUAUAAGACAUGGAAAAACUUUUUAGAGCAUGAAGUACUUUUAGUUUGACAUCCUUGGCAUACAUUUUGAGUUGUUGUUGUUGUUUGGGAAAAUGUAUAAAGCGUUUUUUGUUUGAAAAAAAUAAAACAAUGUAUGCAAUUGCUAGUGUCACAACUUGUGUCGUGUCACAGCUUUUUA